This is a messenger RNA of Lachancea mirantina, 609 nucleotides long. NCBI's taxonomy places the organism in Eukaryota, Fungi, Ascomycota, Saccharomycetes, Saccharomycetales, Saccharomycetaceae. The record is from the annotation of a GenBank genome assembly.
AUGCUUGUAAUCAAGGUCUUCAUUUCAACGCUCCUGCUAGCGCUGGGCGUCUUAGCCUCUUCUGAUGCUGUUGUCACCAAAAAGGUGUUUUUCGAUAUCGCGCACGGUGACGAACAAGUUGGACGUAUCGUCAUUGGACUCUUUGGUGAUGUUGCGCCGAAGACGGUCGAAAACUUUUAUGAGCUUACAAUCUCCGAGAACCCUAGCAUGGGGUAUCUCAAUUCUACUUUCCACAGAGUUAUUCCAAAUUUCAUGAUUCAAGGUGGUGAUUUCACGCACGGAUCAGGUGUCGGAGGCAAAUCAAUCUAUGGCGACACUUUUGAGGACGAGUCCUUCGAAGUGAAACAUGAUAAACCAGGUCGUCUUUCCAUGGCCAAUAGAGGUCGUAACACUAACGGUUCUCAAUUUUUCAUUACUACCGUUGCGACGCCAUGGUUAGACGGCAAACAUGUGGUAUUUGGCGAAGUUUUGGAAGGUAUGGACGUUGUUAAGUACGUCGAAUCAGUUCCAACGGAUCGUAGAGAUAGACCUGAAAAGGUUGUCAAGAUCGUUGCUUCGGGAGAAGUCGAAACAAUCCCUCCUACUGAGCAGCACCACGACGAAUUGUGA